Molecule: messenger RNA, 135 nt
Organism: Dentiscutata erythropus
Lineage: Eukaryota; Fungi; Glomeromycota; Glomeromycetes; Diversisporales; Gigasporaceae
Source: the annotation of a GenBank genome assembly
UUUUAGGUGAACCUGUUAAGAUUUUAGGUGCUGUAAACCUACCUAACAAUAUUACUGAAGGUUACAUGUUCUACUUUGGAUUUGCUUCUUCAAAUGGACAACGUAGUUUUAACAGCAUAAAUAUUUGUAGUGAUG